This is a messenger RNA of Schistocerca cancellata (South American locust), 3127 nucleotides long. It is a transcript of the gene mri, whose product is annotated as BTB/POZ domain-containing protein 10. Gene Ontology annotation, cellular component: cytoplasm. Gene Ontology annotation, molecular function: protein binding. Bases 16 to 1611 code for a protein of 531 amino acids. The record is from RefSeq and is a predicted model, not a curated record. The transcript has 8 exons. Gene Ontology annotation, biological process: positive regulation of phosphorylation. NCBI's taxonomy places the organism in Eukaryota, Metazoa, Arthropoda, Insecta, Orthoptera, Acrididae.
UCCCUGGCAUAGGAUAUGGGGUUUCCAUGUGCUGGGUUGUUGGUAAUAGAAACGGCAGACAAGCGUUACAGAUCGAUAUUGAACGUCAUUUCCGGAAGACCCUGGAAUUUGAUGUUGAUGAAAAAUGUGAGAAGAAACGCUAAUGGGGUUAAAUUUUAUACAUUAUUCACGCCGUGUUUAGCUGAAAUAAUUCAGAAACUCAAACGGUCAGGAUAUCAGCUGAUAAACUUCAACAACAUAAUUUGUUUCGGAGUUAAUAUGUCUGUAUCAAAAGAUCGCCACUCCUAUGACAGGGACAGCAGCAGUGACACAGAAGAUUACCAUGACUCGGACGACCGAAGGCGUCGUGUGUAUCACAAAAACCGAAUGAGCUAUGUGUCCUCGAAACCAAAGCCGUGCUUAGUCCAGAGACACAGCGCAGGUAGUCGAAAUGACCAGGCAAGUGGUCAUUGUGCUAAACAAACUCUCAGCGAGACUCAUCGUAAAAGGUCACGCCACACACUUGGCAGUGCGAAAAGUCAACUGGGUCAUCGAAGUAGUGGAGGUGCUAUUGGAGGAGCACCUGGAACUAGUGCUGUAGACUCAGAGUCUGUGACACCAGCUUCGCCAGCAGCUGCCACACCACUAUCUGAUGAUAGAGUCACAUUAGUUGUUGACAAUACUCGGUUUAUUGUUGACCCUGCCCUUUUUACUGCACAUCCUAACACAAUGUUGGGAAGGAUGUUCAGCUCUGGUAUAGAAUUUACUCAUCCGAAUGAGAGAGGAGAAUAUGAAGUGGCAGAAGGAAUCUCAGCAACUGUGUUUCGUUCCAUCCUUGAGUAUUAUAAGGGUGGGCUUAUUCGUUGCCCUCCCACAGUUUCCGUACAAGAACUAAGGGAAGCUUGUGAUUACCUCCUUGUUCCAUUUGAUGCUCAAACUGUCAAGUGUCAGAAUCUACGAGGACUGCUUCAUGAGCUGUCAAAUGAGGGUGCACGAUGUCAGUUUGAAGUCUUCUUAGAAGAACUAAUACUACCACUCAUGGUCAACUCAGCUCAACGAGGUGACCGUGAAUGCCAUGUUGUGGUGUUGCUGGAUGAUGAUGUUGUUGACUGGGAUGAAGAGUAUCCUCCACAGAUGGGAGAGGAAUAUUCUCAGACUGUUAACAGUACAGCAAUGCACCGCUUUUUCAAAUACAUCGAAAAUAGAGAUGUGGCUAAGCAAGUUAUGAAGGAGAGAGGGCUGAAGAAAAUUAGACUUGGAAUUGAAGGCUAUCCGACAUACAAAGAGAAAGUGAAGAAAAGAGCAGGAGGACGAGCAGAAGUGAUCUACAAUUACGUUCAGCGUCCUUUCAUUCACAUGUCAUGGGAGAAGGAAGAAGCAAAAAGCAGACAUGUUGAUUUUCAGUGUGUGAAAUCUAAGUCUGUUACAAAUCUUGCGGAGGCAACUGCGGAUCCAGCACUAGAAUUAGAUGCUGGUGGCAACCCUCUGCCAUUGGUUGCUGCUCCUGUGGGUGCUGUGGAACAAGAGGAAGGUGCAGUAGGAGGACCUUUGCUCCCAUCAUUGCCUGCAAACGAGCCAUACCCAGCAGCCGAUGACCUUGUGUUACCAUUGAGUCUUGAUGACAACUCGUAGCCAUUUUUCUUUUGAAAUAUCUUGUGAUGUUUAAAUUAACAGGAAGUGAAUUGUGUGCAAGUGGAUAAUCAAAAUGGUGCUGUGCAUUUGUGGCAUAAUCCAUGGUCACUAAUGGUGCUAAAAUACUAAAUGAUUGUGGUUGCUUCGUAGUGUAAAUGCAUGAAUUACUAAUUGGUAAAACACGCAAAUCUAAUAUAAGGGCUGUAAUUUGUAUGUCAGAACACCCAUAAAUACAUUGGCACAUUCAUGAUUGUUACUUUUUCAUUGGCAGCAUGUAAUAUAAAAUUAUUUAAAACCUGUGAGUUAUGAAUAUUUAUUCUUUAACAAAUGUUUUUAAGCAACAUUUGUCUGUACUGCUGUGUGCUGGAAAACUUUACUGUGUAUAAAUCCUUUCAUUACAAUAUUUAAAUUUAAUGUCUUUUUUCAAACUAGUGAUUGUACUGUCCUUCCAUGUAACAAUGAACUGCUUUCAACAGAUCUCCCCACCCCCACUCUCUCUCUCUCUCUCUCUCUCUCUCUCUCUCUCUCUCUCUGUGUGUGUGUGUGUGUGUGUGUGUGUGUGUGUGUGUGUGUGUGUGUGUGUGUGUGUGUGUGUGUGAGUGAAUAUUGUUAAUGAUUAUUUUUGGUUUCUCAUUUUUGUGAGAUAAUUAAGGAUGUUUUAUCCACAUUUAGCUUCACAAACAAAUUUCCAUUUUUUAUGUAAAACACUUUUGAUGAUUUGAUGACUGAUUUAAUAAUAAGUGAUUGUAAUUAAUUUCACACUUUGUUUUUGUAGGUUAGUGUAUCCAAAUCUGCAUCUAUGUAGUAAAUUAUAAUUAAUUUGUUACAUGUUGUAUAUAUACAGCUCAAAAUACUGUGGCUAGAUUUCUUGAUUUGUAUAAGUUGGAUCUCAGAUAAAUCAUUAUGCAGUCCAGGAUGUAGUGGAGGGGAAUGAAGGCCCAUGGCAUUUGCCUGUACUGUUGUGUGCUGAAAUUUUUGUAGGCCAUGGAAGUUUGAAUUCUGUUUCUAACCAUAAAAGUUUGUGUAUAAUUUCAUUUACUGAGAGGUUUAAGGUCAGCUUGAUUGCAAAAGGAGAACGUACAAAUCGCUAAAAUUUCCAUCUUCAAACGAUACUAUUUAUCAGGUUGAAGCAGUAUUUGAGACAAAGCCAUCAAAUUCCAGAGACAGUUGAAACACGAGCACUGUUAGAUACAGGGAAAGAAUGUUUGCUUACCUACCACUAAAAUGUCAUGUGAAAAUGCUGUUAAAAUUAUUUAAAAAAUAAAAUUCCAGCUAAUUGUAUUAAUUUGUAUAAGGGUACAUUGUGCUUCACUGUCUACAGUUUCGGGUGAUAUUCAGAGAGGACACAGAAGCCAUCAAAAAGAACUGACAUACAGUUGAUGUUCAGUGUUACUAGUAAGUGUAAGAAUAGAAUAUCAAACAUUUUUAUCACAGAUUUGUUAAUGUUUGUACAUGAAAGCUGUAAAUGUUUUUAGCAUUUUGUGGUUUAAUAAAUGUUCACUUCAUUCUGCUAGCA